This is a messenger RNA of Gambusia affinis (western mosquitofish), 2337 nucleotides long. It is a transcript of the gene lpcat1, whose product is annotated as lysophosphatidylcholine acyltransferase 1. The record is from RefSeq and is a predicted model, not a curated record. The transcript has 14 exons. NCBI's taxonomy places the organism in Eukaryota, Metazoa, Chordata, Actinopteri, Cyprinodontiformes, Poeciliidae. Bases 35 to 1567 code for a protein of 510 amino acids.
AUAUAUAUAUAUAUUUUUUCCAGACCGUAUAACAAUGAAGACUUCCAGCAGUCCGCCUGCGGGAACUGACAGAAAUCCGUUCGUCCACGAGCUGAAGUUUUCCAUGACAGACAAAAUAAAGAUCGGAGUCAUGUCAGUUACAGUUUUUCCAGUCCGCCUGCUGUUGGUCUCUUUCUUCAUGCUGCUGGCGUGGCCUUUCGCCUUCACGGCUUCGCUGGGACGUUCUGAGCUUGUCCCCGAUCCACAGUCAUGGUGGAGGAGAAUAAUAGAUCUUUGUCUUCGGGUCAUUAUGCGAGCCAUGUGGUUCUGUGGUGGCUUCCAUUGGAUCAAAGUGAAGGGGGAGCGAGCGCCGCCUUCUGAAGUUCCCAUCCUCACCGUAGCGCCGCAUUCCUCCUAUUUCGACGCCAUCCCAGUCACCAUGACCAUGUGCUCCAUUGUCACCAAGCUGGAGAGCCGGAGCAUCCCAGUCUGGGGCAGCUUUCUAAAAUGCAUCUCUUCCUCAUGGCCUCCCCCAGCUCUGAUCAGCUACAUCAGGCCCGUGUUGGUAUUCCGGUCGGAUCAGAGCUCCAGGAGAAAAACUGUUGAGGAGAUCAAACGUAGAGCCCAGUCUGGAGGAAAGUGGCCCCAGAUCAUGAUAUUCCCUGAGGGGACGUGCACCAACAGGUCGGCUCUCAUCUUAUUCAAGGCUGGUGCUUUCAUCCCAGGACUCCCAGUGCAGCCAGUGGUGCUGCGAUACCCAAACAAACUGGACACUGUUUCGUGGACGUGGCGCGGCCCUGGAGCGUUUAAGAUUUUAUGGCUCACUCUGUGUCAGCCUCACAACUCCGUAGAGAUCGAGUAUUUACCCAUCUACCACCCGUCAGUGAAGGAGAGGGAAAACCCUGCUCUGUUCGCCAGCAACGUCAGGAAGCUCAUGGCCGAGGCGCUGGAGGUUCCCCUCACAGACCUGUCCUUCGACGACCGGGACAUCAUCCUGUCACACGGCCCGCUGAGGAUACACGACCGCACCAGCCUGCUGCACUUCAACCAGCUGCUGGGGCAACUGGGGUUAAAGUCAGGGAGUGGAGGCGACCGGCCCCAAGAGGAGGCCAGAAGGGCCGCCAAGCUGCAGGGGGACAGACUGGGACUGGAGGACUUCGCCCAGUUUCUCAGCCUUCCAGUUACAGACACGCUCAGACGAGUCCACAUGCUCUUCCAUCAGGAUGGAGACGGAAAGAUAGACGUCAGACACUAUGUCACCGCUCUGUCUACUGUAAAGCGACCUCAUAAACCCUUGGACACAUUAAAGCUGGCCUUCCAGCUGUACGAGGACGACAGCGGGGGAGUCACAGGAGACGACCUGGCCGCCAUCUUAGAAAUAAUGUUGGGAGUAAAGGAGGUGGAGCUCUUUCCUCUGUUCCUUGAACUUGAAGCUCAACACACAGCAAAGAUCACUUAUGAUGAGCUUCAGCGUCUCGUAGAGAAACGUCCACACUUCUCUGUGGAUUGCCUCAGUUUUAAGGAUCAUCCUCGUGGCGGCUGCAUCGGUCGACUCAACGGCUGCAAUGGACACAACAAAGACGACUAAAUAACAGGCUCCAUGUUCUUAUGCCUGGUUUGAUGGUUCUAUCAAGAUGUUGUGAGUCGCCUGCCACUUCUGUGCCUUAAAGUGCAGGAAAAGAAAGAAAGAAAGUCUUCAUUCAGUUUUCUCUGCCUUUUGUUUUAGAGCAUACUUCGGUGUAAAGAAGCAUUUUUUUUUAAAAAACCGAAUAUAUAUAAAAGAUUAAUAAUUUCUUAUACCACAAUUCAAAAUUUUAAGAAGUCAGUUUUAUAGUUUCCUCUAAGUAGAAAGCUCUCAGGUCCACCAGCUCACUUAUCUUUACUUCUGAAUGACACAGCAACAUUCCCAGUGACAGAAAAAAAACCUGUUAAAUAGCAAUGUUGUUGUUGCUUUACUGCAACAUCAACUGCUCUAUGCAAGGAGCAAAACUGGUGUGGUGGUUUUAUUAAACGCUUAAGAAGGAGAAGAAGAGUCGUGCUCCUAGAACCGGUUUAAAACAAACAGAAAGAAAACUGUGAGAAUGAUAAACUUUCUACAGGGCUGCAGUAAAAAGGUAAGACGAAGGAUACUGUUGAAAGAAUAGCUCAGCUCUGUGGUCUUUUUCUCAAAGUCAUUUUGUCAGAUCCUUGUUUUUUUUUUUGUUUUUUUUUUCAUUAGUCAUGAUGAAGACUUUUCCUACCCUGUGACUGCACUGCGUCACUGUUACGUUUCUCUGUUUCUGAACAGGGAUCAUUAACACAACCGUCAGAUUCCAGAACUUUUAUUAUUGUUGUUCAAUUAAAAUUCUUUCACUUGUA